AGUUGUGUUCAACCCAUCCAUCGCACCGGACGGCGUUUUUCAUACCCUUAAACUGAGACAUCGGCGAUCCCCAAAAAUCAUCCUUGAAUUCGACUACAAGUGGGCUCCGUUAUAUGUAGUACCGAUGGUGGCUUUAUUUCUCCUCGACCGGAGCCCGUCGACCACCGAAGAGAGCGGACGUCAAAGAUGAACUUCACACACAGUCGUCGACCGAAGCUCUCAUAUCGGGGUCGAUGAAGUCACUCGAUUCCGGAGGCCCAAUAUCGGCCUCUAUGGCAGCUUCAUUGGGCCAGAACCCACCUCAAACUUCACUCCACCUGCUCGAGCACCCACCGAUCUCGAUGCAUCACACAGGAAAUCUUUCGUCGGGCGUUCAGCUCAUCCAUCACAACGUGUCUUCAGGAACUAUUACAAGCAGUUGUGAGGAUAAGCCUUCAUCAAAGCAGAAACGUCACCGUACAAGAUUCACCCCAGCUCAGUUGCAGGAACUCGAGCGAAGUUUCUCUAAAACCCACUACCCUGACAUUUUCAUGCGCGAAGAGCUCGCCAUGCGCAUCGGUCUCACUGAAUCGCGGGUUCAGGUCUGGUUCCAGAAUAGGCGGGCGAAAUGGAAAAAACGCAAGAAGAGCUCCUCGGUGUUCCGAUCGUCGGGCGGUCCCUUGCUGCCAUCGCAUUCUCUACCUCCGUUCGGGGUCAUGUCGUCUGCGGACACGCUGUGUUCUUUCGGUUCAGCCCCAGAACCUCCUCGAUGGCCGCCUCCACCACCGUCGUCGGUACCCUUGAAUCCGAUGCCGCCCCAGCUUCCUCCUCUGAACCCCUUACGACAGAGUCCCAUCUCGGCUCCCCCAACGAGUCUUGGACCUCCGUUGUCGCAGCCCAUUCUCCAAGAGUUCCGAAAGCUAUUCCGAGAUGGAGAUCGCCGCUCUAUAGCCUCUCGAUCGAGCUCCGUGGAUGGGGAAACACUCACCGAUGGCUUCAUCUUCCAGUCAACGACUUCUUGUUCAGGAAACGAUUUCGGGUAUCCCCAACUGCAGAGCUGGCCUUCGAUGCUGGAUUCGAACGUGCUCUGGAACUGA
Messenger RNA from Galendromus occidentalis (western predatory mite), 1076 nucleotides. RefSeq names its product homeobox protein orthopedia B. Gene Ontology annotation, molecular function: DNA-binding transcription factor activity, RNA polymerase II-specific; DNA binding. Gene Ontology annotation, biological process: neuron differentiation; regulation of DNA-templated transcription. Lineage: Eukaryota; Metazoa; Arthropoda; Arachnida; Mesostigmata; Phytoseiidae. The record is from RefSeq and is a predicted model, not a curated record. The coding region runs from base 234 to 1076 and encodes 280 amino acids. The transcript is spliced from 5 exons.